Molecule: messenger RNA, 1599 nt
Organism: Linnemannia hyalina
Lineage: Eukaryota; Fungi; Mortierellomycota; Mortierellomycetes; Mortierellales; Mortierellaceae
Source: the annotation of a GenBank genome assembly
AUGUCCCAUUCCCAGAUUGCCUCGCCCUCACACACCUUCAUGGACUCGAAGCCCCCAUUGGUCCCCCGCCAGUCUACAAACGAUGUCCUCUCCUUUACCAAUAUCAUUGCCGACCGCCUCGCACCCGGUCAAAACGUCUGGGAUUACUUUUCUCCAGCACCACCAGCACCCGUCGCAGUAGCAAAAGUAGCACAGUCUGCUGCUGUUGUAGAUAGCCAAAGCUCAACAACGAGUGGACCGGCGUCACCAGCCCUGCCGCUUUCGCCCACUUCGCCCACCACGUCGUCUUUCAGCUUUUUCGGAAACAAGCGUCAAAGCGUCAUUAUCGAUACCUCCAAGCGCCCACCCUUGCCGCCAUCGCCUCCUCAAUGUGCUUCUCCUACGUCGGCUUCCUUUGCUGACCCUACUGCCGCUGCAGCUGUGGAUGCUUUGUGCAGUGGUGUUACACCAACCCCCAAGCUCCAGAAGCGCAAAUCCUUUGCCCAAUCCCUCCGCAACAUGCUCAGCCUAUCCCAACUGCUCACUUCAAAGACCGCUCCCAGCCAACAACAACAACCAACCGGCCCACCACAUUACAACAUUCUGGUACUGGGAUCUGACAGUGCACCAUUGGCGAGCACGCUGUACAAGAUGUCGAGUCUGCUGCCGAGCACAAACAAGAUUUCGCAUUACCAGGAGAUUUCAGGGUUCUUUGUUGCAUACUUUCGGUCGAAUGGAUCGUUUACUUGUUCGCCAAAGUCGUCUACAGAGUUGAGUGAUCGGGAGAGGAGGAGGAGGUCGACUUUGAGCUUUGGAGGACUGGAUAAUAGGAGGGAGGUUGAUGUCAAGCGGCGGUCGGUCAUCUAUGGGUUGGAAGAGAUUGAUACCGACGAUAGGUUCAUUCCAGGAGCAGCACGAGCAGUGAGGUCAAGUGAGGAGAGUGAGGCGACACUGUUGAACGCUCGGAUACGCCAUCCUAUGGACCGGUCGGACUCUUCUUCUUCCUCCUCCUCCUCCUCGUCUUCAGUGGAUACAUACGACGCCAACAACGAGGACGAAUCCACCCUCUGCCAGGAACCGCUGGAAGAAGAGCCAUCACCAUCAACAGCAGCAAAGGCAUCCGCAAAAGCAAGUCUCUCAUUCCACGCCUUUUCCCUCGACACCACCUGGCCCGUUCCCCGAAAGCUCGCCCAAACCUUCUGGUUCCCCCAUGCGCACGGGAUCAUCUAUAUUGUUGACGCAACCCGCAAGAACGACCCUCGAGGAAUGGACCACCUCCUCAACGCACGUCAGUUCCUGUCAUCCCUGAUUGCAGACCCACAUUUCAAACGGAAGGAUAUCCCUGUGGUGGUGUUUGCGAAUAAGGCUGGAUUGGAUGACGAGACUUGCUUCCGGGUGGAUGAGAUUGCAGACAUCUUGGGCUGUGAGGAGUGGGAUCAUGAAGGGAGGGUGUCGAUUGAGUCGCUUGGUAACGGAGCGAUGCCACCACAAACGCCUGUGGGGUCGUCGGCGGCUCGACCUUGGUGUGUGAAGAGCACACGGUCGGAUGGUGAAGGUGAAGGGCUGAGGGAGUCUGUCGAAUGGCUCAAGAGCCGUAUGGGCGAGAUCUGGAAAGCCUAG